Medioppia subpectinata is the source of this 3918-nucleotide messenger RNA. The record is from the annotation of a GenBank genome assembly. Lineage: Eukaryota; Metazoa; Arthropoda; Arachnida; Sarcoptiformes; Oppiidae.
AUGGGGAGGAAAUCCAACGUAAAUUUCAAAUCAGUUCCCUAUGAGGAGGGGUUCCCCCAAGAGAAGUUGCCCCAAGAGAGGUUGCACUGUAGUGUAUCAAAGUGGUACCCGACAUACAUGAGCCCAUUGGGAACGAUACUUGACAUUCUUGGUGCACGGAUGUGGACACAUACAAUGAAAGCACUGUUGCUAUUACUGCUGGCCUGUGCCGGCUGUUUGGCCGACAAUAUCAACAGCCGUUUGGAUUGUUAUCUAGAGCUUGACAUGCAAGUGAAUGAACAGCAAUGUAUGGACAGGGGCUGUAUAUGGGACUCGACGGGACGGCCCCCGGGAGUGCCCAUAUGUUAUUUGGACCCAAAACAAGUCGGCUAUAAAGUGGCCGCAGGUGUCAAGAAGACCGACACCGGACUGGAGGCCGAACUUAAACUGAAAGAUACGGCCAAACGUACCCUCAAAUCCAUGCCAUCGAUAGAGAGCCUCAAGUUUUCGGUUAAAUACAUGACAGAAAACAUACUUCGGUUCACAAUUAGAGAUCCGUCGGUCAAGCGAUACGAAGUUCCCGUUCAACACGUGUUUAAUCUGAUGAACAGCACUGAGAGAGACGAGCAAAAGCGCGGGUAUGCCGUAAACGUCGGCACAGAUCUCAACGAUUUUCAGUUUACAAUCAGUCGGAAAGACACCAAAACUAAAAUAUUUGACACAUCGAUCGGAGGUCUAGUAUUCGCCGAUCAAUUUCUACAAUUGGCCACUAAUUUGGCCACAAAUGCUGUGUAUGGCUUCGGCGAGAAUGUGCACCAAACCCUCCGACACGAUCUCAAUUACAGAACGUGGCCGCUGUUCGCUAGGGAUCAAAGCCUCGACGAGGAUAUGCGUAAUCUAUACGGCGUUCACCCAUUCUAUACAGUACUGGAAUCGGAUGGUAGAGCGCACGGAAUACUAUUCUUAAAUAGUAACGCUAUGGAAUGUUUUGUUUUUCUCAUAUGGGAUAAUGGUGUUGGCCGGAACAGCAACUUUUCGUGGCCCCCACAAAACCUGAAAAAACAUAAUGUGGGCAAUACCCCGGAACACGUGAUACAGUUGUACACAUCGGUGAUCGGUAGGUCAACAAUGCCUCCCUUUUGGGGUCUGGGAUAUCAAUUGUGCCGAUUCGGGUUCAAUGGCACACAGAAUGUGCGCGAUAUGAUUGACCGUAAUCUUAAGGAACAGAUACCUUUGGAUGUAAUGUAUAUCGACAUCGAUUAUAUGGAUAACUUCAAGGAUUUCACAUUUGAUAAGCGCGCAUUCUCUGGCCUCCCGGAGCUGUUCAACGACACUAUUACCAACAACAACCUGCACUGGACACUGAUCCUGGACCCGGCCAUCGAGGCCAACAACACCGCCUACGAGUCUUUCAACGAGGGCUACAAACAGGACGUGUUUAUCAAAUGGGCCAAAGAUGUGCCGCUGAAAGACAGGUUCAACCCUCCCAAUGUGCCCACCGAUAAGGACACCUUUUACGGCAAAGUGUGGCCCUCAGGACCCGCGGCCUAUCCGGACUAUUUUAAGUUCAAGACCGACCCGUGGUGGCGCAAUCAAGUGAAAAUUUUGCAUGAUGUUUUGCCCUUUGACGCACUGUGGGUUGAUAUGAACGAGCCCUCAAACUUUAUCUCCAACUGUACCAAUAAUAAAUACGAUUUCCCGCCGAUUAGAUCAUCGACCCUAUGGGGCGGACAGACAGGCAAACAACUUUCCCAACAAACUAUAUGCAUGACAACUACUCAGGGAGAUAACGAAGAGUACCGUCAUUAUGACGUGCACUCACUCUAUGGUUUAGGUCAAACUAUUGCCACACAAAAGUACGUACAUCCUUAUAUGUUGACCCUCAACAGGGCUUUACACGCGACUACCGGUAAACGUGGUUUUGUAGUGUCGCGGAGCACAUACCCCACAUCGGGCCGAUACGGCGCCCACUGGUCGGGAGAUAAUAGCAACGAUUGGAAAAUGUUGCGCCACUCGGUGGUCGAGUAUACCCUAUUACCACAACCGGCCUUGUCGUUGAAAAGCACCGGGGGUGUUUUGGACUUUUUUGUAUUCGUGGGCAAUACCCCGGAACACGCGAUACAGUUGUACACAUCGGUGAUCGGUAGGUCAACAAUGCCUCCCUUUUGGGGUCUGGGGUAUCAACUGUGCCGAUACGGGUUCAAUGGCACACAGAAUGUGCGCGAUAUGAUUGACCGUAAUCUUAGGGAACAGAUACCGUUGGAUGUAAUGUAUAUCGACAUCGAUUAUAUGGAUAACUUCAAGGAUUUCACAUAUGAUAAGCGCGCAUUCUCUGGCCUCCCGGAGCUUUUCAACGACACCAUUACCAAAAACAACCUGCACUGGACACUGAUCCUGGACCCGGGCAUCGAGGCCAACAACACCGCCUACGAGUCUUUCAACGAGGGCUACAAACAGGACGUGUUUAUCAAAUGGGCCAAAGAUGUGCCGCUGAACGACCGGUUCAACCCUCCCAAUGUGCCCACCGAUACGGACACCUUUUACGGCAAAGUGUGGCCCUCAGGACCCGCGGCCUAUCCGGACUUUUUUAAGUCCAAGACCGACCUGUGGUGGCGCAAUCAAGUGAAAAAUGUGCAUGAUGUUUUGCCCUUUGACGCGCUUUGGGUUGAUAUGAACGAGCCCUCAAACUUUAUCUCCAACUGUACCAAUAAUAAAUACGAUUUCCCGCCGAUUAGAUCAUGUAUGUACUUAUCAGUGACAACAACCCUAUGGGGCGGACAGACCGGCAAACAACUUUCCCAACAGACUAUAUGCAUGACAACUACUCAGGGAGAUAACGAAGAGUACCGUCAUUAUGACGUGCACUCACUUUAUGGUUUAGGUCAAACUAUUGCCACACAAAAGUACGUACAUCCUUAUAUGUUGACCCUCAACAGGGCUUUACACGCGACUACCGGUAAACGUGGUUUUGUAGUGUCGCGGAGCACAUACCCCACAUCGGGCCGAUACGGCGCCCACUGGUCGGGAGAUAAUAGCAACGAUUGGAAAAUGUUGCGCCACUCGGUGGUCGGUAUGCUUGAGUUCAACAUGUUUGGCAUUAGUUUCGUAAGCGCAAACAGCCCAGUGCUAAGAGAUAGCACACGCGUUAGUAUUCUGGUAGUCGGAGCCGACAUCUGUGGCUUUAAAGGCGAGACUAACGCCCAACUAUGUCAACGGUGGUCACAAUUGGGCGCGUUUUAUCCGUUUUCACGCAACCACAACGAGAAGGGCCGCUCAGAUCAGGACCCGGCCGUAUGGGUGAGCAAAGGGCACCCGGAGGUGACCGAAACGGCCCGCACUUCGCUGCGGCUCCGCUACAAAUUGUUGCACUACUUGUAUACCUUAUUUUACCGGAGCUAUGCUUAUGGCGAUACUGUUGUCCGACCCAUGUUUCACGAAUGGCCACACGAUGUGAACACACAUAGCAUUGACACUCAGUUUAUGUGGGGCAGGCAUAUACUCAUAUCACCCUUUCUGUUUGAGAACCAGCAACACGUGGACGCAUACCUACCCCCUGGCGAGCGUUGGCACGAGGUUUGGCCGCAAUUAAGACUCGCGCCACAAGUUGGACACAUUACUAUUAAUGACACGCAACCGACUGGUCCGCCACCCGUCCACUUUCGGGGCGGCGCUAUCAUACCGAUGGUGACCGACACUAAACUGACGAACACCGCCAGUCCGGCUAUGAAUCUAAUAGACCUCGUUGUAGUGCCAAAUGCCAAAUGGGAGGCCAGCGGUGAACUUGUGGAGGCUAAACGAGAUGGUACAACUGUGCCGGCUAAACGUGGUGAUAAUGGUUUCAUAGAAAUUACGGUUAAUUUGACACUGGGUGAUAAGCUAGAUCAGCGUUAUUUAAUCACGUGGAUCGAUACCACCACCAAACAGUGCGACAUGAAAUAA